AUGAUCAGAAACCAAAGAAAGAUCCACAGGUAUUUGGAGGAGAGACUAGGCGGCCUCGCUGGAUUUUCCUCCAAGAACACUGGGAUGACUGUGAUGCACGUCAAGUUGUUUGCUGGGAAGACGGUAGCCGACGCGAAGUACAUUUCGGAUCAAGAUGAACAGGCGCAGUGGAAACGAUUUGUUAACGGUGCUCUUCCCGUCAACCCGCUCAAGAGUGAUGCACGGCUGCACUACGAUACGGACGGACGUCCUAUUCUCCCGAAAUGGGAAGACGAUUGGAACAGAGUAAAUGGCUCAGAAGUACUUUUAGCAUUUCUGCACAACAUGUGGGCCUUCGCGUAUAACGGGUACCCUCCCGUACAUCUAGACUUCAACGCGGUAGCGAUCGCACCGCAUCUGUUCUUUCGAAGCGAAUGGUGCAAAAAGGUCACCGAUCCAACGAACAUGAAGAUGAUAGACCUCGUGCGACUUUACCAAGACAUUCGCGACGCUCAAUUCACUUCGGAAGCAUUCAUCUUUGCCGCAAUGUGGAGAACGCCGCCACAAGCAUACUUCUCGCGCAACUCUCCAGAGCGCGACACUCGUGUGCACGACACUGCCUCCGAGGAUAUUCUUCGCUGCUAUGAUUAUCCACACAACGUUUUGCCGUGCGAUGCUCCUCUCCGCAACUAUCUGCAUCGCAUCGCUCCACCACCUAGCUCUCUGCCGGCGAUCCCGCCCCCGUACAACUCUCCGCAGUGCGACUCGCUUCCAAGCGACUACUCUCGAACGCGCUCCUCCAUGAACUACCCUCCUCACCCUGACGAAGUUGGCCAAAUCGUUCUUACGGACAACGAUGAUCGCUUUGUUCAGAACGACAACUCACUCCCCAUGUUAAGCCGUAACAUCAACUGGGAAAAGGCUCCUGUAACGGAAUCACAAUGGACAACACGCGAGAACAUCAGCGACGAUGAUACCUACGGGUCCCCGUCCCGCAAAGGCACUCAACAAACCAAGCACAACCCACCAGAUAUUAUCUGCUGUGACAACGCCGUUGAGAAUACUCUUCGACCAGACUGUUCUCCUGAACAUGUGGUCGCUCGCGAAGACGAACAUGUUCAUAUUCGCAAUACACCUUCGCCACCGAAACGAUAUUCAAAUAUUAUCCAGUACAACACUGUCCAGGGUGGAGUUGCUGCGGUGCAUUCUGGGAAAUCUGAUACGCAGCUUCAGCCAAAGCCGGUCACGAAAUUCUACUCGAGGGAGCAGCUGUUCCGCGAAAACGGAAAGAAGGGCAUAGAACAAACGACAACGACGGCCACGCCGACAAGAAAAUACGCCUUCAAGCUACAGAUGGAUCUUCUCCCAAGCCCCUUCAAUACACAGCCUUCAUCGAGGACCACGCCGGUAACGAAGAAGACCAUCAGCAGGGCAGGAUUCCUCCACAGUCUUACGUAG
This is a messenger RNA of Trametes versicolor FP-101664 SS1, 1437 nucleotides long. RefSeq lists its product as uncharacterized. Bases 1 to 1437 code for a protein of 478 amino acids. The transcript has 9 exons. Lineage: Eukaryota; Fungi; Basidiomycota; Agaricomycetes; Polyporales; Polyporaceae. The record is from RefSeq and is a predicted model, not a curated record.